UAAAACAGGCAAGCCGUUAGCACCUGUUUGUAAAAUGGCGGAAGAUGAGCAGCGGCUACUGUGCGAGGCGGCGACGAACGGAGAUACUGAGAAAGUGCAAACCCUAAUCGCUUCCGGAGCUGACGUUUCCUACUUCGACCAUGACGGUUUCACACCUCUUAUGCUCGCUGCCAAACACGGACACGCCGAUGUCGUAAAAACCCUGCUCGACGCAGGUGCUCCAUGGAACGCCCUCUCUCCUACCAAUCUCUCCGCCGGAGACUUCGCCAUGGAUUCCGGUCACCAAGAUGCCUUUGACAUACUGCUUAAUACGGGGAUACAAGCUGAAUUGAUACUUGGUACAAUUGCAAGAAAAGAAAACAAAAUUGGUGAUUUGGAUGGAGACUACUUAGAGGACAGAGUUAGUUUCAGUGAAGAUAAGCUCAUGGAUGCCAAUAGCAAAGCUGUAAUGAUGGCUUGGGAGAAACCAUUAAUGGAAGCUCACGCAAAAGCCAUCUGCUCAAGAGGUGGUCACAUUCUAAACAUAGGAUUCGGAAUGGGUCUUGUGGAUACAGCUAUACAACAGUAUUCACCUGCUACACACACCAUUGUUGAAGCUCAUCCUGAAGUUUAUGAACGGAUGCGUCUUUCUGGUUGGACUGAAAAGGAAAAUGUGAAAGUAGUAUUUGGGAAAUGGCAGGAUGUUGUUCAUCAACUUGAUUCUUAUGAUGGUAUCUUCUUUGAUACAUAUGGAGAAUACUAUGAAGAUCUAAGAGAAUUCCAUCAACAUCUUCCUUCUUUAUUGAAGCCUGAAGGGAUUUAUUCAUUCUUCAAUGGACUUUGUGGAGGUAAUGCUUUCUUUCAUGUUGUUUAUUGUCAGUUAGUAUCAUUAGAACUUGAGAGUUUGGGUUAUUCAACACAACUUAUACCCUUACCUGUUAAAGAUUGUUUGGGAGAAGAAGUAUGGGAGGGUGUGAAACAUAAAUAUUGGCAGUUGGAUACUUAUUAUCUUCCUGUUUGCGAAUCUUUGGAAGAAUCUGAAUGAUAUGUAUGUACUUCUGGAGUUGUUUUUGUUGAAUUAGUAUCAAUUUUGAGUUAUUGUAA
This is a messenger RNA of Lactuca sativa (garden lettuce), 1083 nucleotides long. RefSeq names its product ankyrin repeat family protein. Gene Ontology annotation, cellular component: cytoplasm; nucleus. Gene Ontology annotation, molecular function: protein binding; protein-arginine N-methyltransferase activity. Lineage: Eukaryota; Viridiplantae; Streptophyta; Magnoliopsida; Asterales; Asteraceae. The record is from RefSeq and is a predicted model, not a curated record.